Haliotis rufescens (red abalone) is the source of this 3089-nucleotide messenger RNA. RefSeq names its product kinesin heavy chain-like. Lineage: Eukaryota; Metazoa; Mollusca; Gastropoda; Lepetellida; Haliotidae. The transcript is spliced from 13 exons. The record is from RefSeq and is a predicted model, not a curated record. Bases 125 to 1717 code for a protein of 530 amino acids.
CUUCCUAUGAUAGAAACUGCAGUAUUCAAGUGUAUUACUGACGUGCGACACGGCGAGCGAAUGUUAUAAUGACGUUUGACCCCGCACCUCUGAAGUGAAUCGGUCUCUGUGACGUAUUCCUGCAAUGGCUGACGUGGGAACUGAUUGGUUGCUGGAGGCCAAGAUCUGCCUCUACGGACAACAGGACGACACGGUGAGGCCUAUAAAAGGUGAUGACGUCAUCAGCAGGGAUGAGAUAUUCAAGAAGUUGGAGCUGAUGUUGGAGCAGGAGGAGCUGAUCGCUGACUUCCGGUCUGACUGCCAGGCACUGCAGCAAAUGACUUGUAACCAUGGUAACCGUGCGGCAGCAACGAAUUCCAAGAAGACACCGGCCCCGAAAGGCGUCGGCAACAUGGCGGCCAUUCAUUUGGAGAGAAAACAUUGGGGGGAGGAGAAAGCCAACCUGUUUGACCAGCUAGACGUCAAGGACAAGGAGAUCGACAGUCAGUUUCAGCUCAUCGAGAGCCUGAAGGAACAAACACUAGAGCAGGAAGACUUGAUCAGCGCAUCUCGUCGCGACUACAGGACCAUACAGCAGGAGAUGGCGAGCGUCCUGGAAGAGAACAGAUCACUGCUGCGGAAGAUGGGUUCACGGUUUGAGAAGACCUCAGAAGAGAUGUGUCUAAAGGACACUGAAAUCGCGAGACUUACUGCGGAACUCAACCAGACAGUUAACUCCCUGAAUUCCGCCCAAUCUGACCUGCAAGCGUUGAAAAGCCGGACUCUCGUGGAGACGAACAUAGGCGAAAUGAUGCUGUCGCUCUUGAAGGAUCUGGAGGACGUGGAUCACCUCAUUGGGGGCUGCCCUGCCGAGUGUAAGCCUUCUGGUGAGACGGAAGACAUUGCCGACACAUUCAAGAUGGCGCGUCUCAGCAUCAGGCAACUCAAGACAGAGCUGAGGACCCACGUGACCAGGUCUAGGCAAAUGGGUACUGUCCAGGAGGACAAGUCCAAUGAGCAAUUGGAUGAAAAACUGUUGGCUUGCAAACGCACGAUUCAAAUGCACGAGGCUAAGAUGUCAACUCUCACAGAGACCAUCCAGGACAUCGAGUCCAAGAAACGGGAGCUGCAGAAUAAUGUGGACUCUCUCAAUGAGGAGGUGGCCAAGUUGAAGGCACAGGAUGCCCUGCACAAGGUGACCCUGAGUGGUGAUGCGGCCCGGCAGGAAGCCAUCAUGAUGGGGACUUUAGAGUCACGCGGAGAGCAGCAUCUGGAGCAGCUGCAGUCUCUCAGAGAUGAACUUUCCUCAAAACAUGACCUCACGAGCCACCUCACCGAGACCAACCAGAAGCUGACCCUGGCCCUGGAGAAGCUCCAGGCCGACUGCGACAAGCUCAAGUCCGAGGAGGCUGACAAGACCAGUAGGCUGUCCGAGAUCUCGCUACAGAUGGACCGCCGAGAACAGGCCAAGCAGGAUCUCAAGAAGCUCCAGGAGAUUGUUGCCAAGGAACUUGACACUCUGCAUUUGGAGCGCCAAAUGUUUUUCGAGGAUAUUCUGAGGAGUACUAGCACCACGGAGAAGGAAGACGCGGCGGACGCCAGUGAUCAAAUUGGACUAUUACCGAUGCUCAUGCGUGAAAAUGUCAAUCUCCGAAGUACGAUUCAUCGAGAAAGAAAAAUGUGGAAAGGAAAACAAGAAAGUAAAAAGGAGACGAAGGGGACUGAAAACAGGAAAUAAAGUGUGUGUGUGAUUCAUUUGGAAAGCAUGCGAUUUUCUGGGGCAAAGCCAUUUAGGAGAUAGAGCCGACACGUGAUAUGGGUCUAUUUUCCACACACUAACAUUCUGCUACAUGUACUAGUGGGGUGUGGCUUCCUCGCCAGCAUGGACGACAUCAACAUCACGUACAUGACUUCUACGUGGACGACAUCAAGAUCACUUAUAUAUGUCAUCUACAUGGACGACAUCAACAUCACGUAUAUGACAUCUACAUUGACGACAUCAACAUCACGUAUGUGACAUCUUCAUGGACGACAUCAACAUUACGUAUAUGACAUCUACGUGGACGACAUCAACAUCACGUAUAUGACAUCUACGUGGACGACAUCAACAUAACGUAUAUGACAUCUACGUGGACGACAUCAACAUAACGUAUAUGACAUCUACGUGGACGAAAUCAACAUAACGUAUAUGCCAUCUACGUGGACGACAUCAACAUCACGUAUAUGACAUCUACGUGGACGAAAUCAACAUCACGUAUAUGACUUCUACGUGGACGACAUCAACAUAACGUAUAUGGCAUCUACGUGGACGACAUCAACAUCACGUAUAUGACAUCUACAUGGACGACAUCAACAUCACGUAUGUGACAUCUUCAUGGACGACAUCAACAUUACGUAUAUGACAUCUACGUGGACGACAUCAACAUCACGUAUAUGACAUCUACGUGGACGACAUCAACAUAACGUAUAUGACAUCUACGUGGACGACAUCAACAUAACGUAUAUGACAUCUACGUGGACGAAAUCAACAUAACGUAUAUGCCAUCUACGUGGACGACAUCAACAUCACGUAUAUGACAUCUACGUGGACGAAAUCAACAUCACGUAUAUGACUUCUACGUGGACGACAUCAACAUCACGUAUAUGACAUCUACGUGGACGAAAUCAACAUCACGUAUAUGACUUCUACGUUGACGACAUCAACAUCACGUAUAUGACAUCUACAUGGACGACAUCAACAUCACCUAUAUGACAUCUACAUGGACGACAUCAACAUCACGUAUAUGACAUCUACAUUGACGACAUCAACAUCACGUAUGUGACAUCUUCAUGGACGACAUCAACAUCACGUAUAUGACAUCUACGUGGACGACAUCAACAUCACGUAUAUGACAUCUACAUGGACGACAUCAACAUCACCUAUAUGACAUCUACAUGGACGACAUCAACAUCACGUAUAUGACAUCUACAUUGACGACAUCAACAUCACGUAUGUGACAUCUUCAUGGACGACAUCAACAUCACGUAUAUGACAUCUACGUGGACGACAUCAACAUAACGUAUAUGACAUCAACGUGGACGACAUCAACCUAACGUAUAUGACAUCUACG